UUAUUAUCUACUCCACUUUUGUUAAAUUCUUUAGACUAAGAGCAUCCCAACAUGCGAUCAUUAAAUUAUACAUUCACCAAUUAUUUUCUCAUGAUUGUAGUCUCUAAUCAUUAGUUAUUUUCUCUUCAGCCUGCGAUCAUUCAAUCCAAUUCCCCACCCUCCGGUUAUAGCAGAUCCGGUUAAGUUGCAGGAGCAGUGCUCGAGCUGGUUAGAUUAUAAUGGGAUUAUUUGAUGGACUCCCCAUUCCCGCUGAUAAGGCGUACUUAAAGGAAGACCUGUCUAAGAUAGAUGCAAGCUGGACAGCUGCACGUUUUGAUUCUCUUCCCCACGUUGUGCAUAUUUUAACAUCGAAAGAUCGUGAAGCUGAAGUGCAUGUUCUGAAGGAACAGAGUGAAAUUGUGGAGGACAUAGUUGAUGAAGUAGUCCAUUCAUAUCAUGUUGGUUUCAACAAAGCUAUUCAAAAUUAUUCGCAGAUUCUGCGUUUAUUCAGUGAAUCUAACCAGAGCAUUAGUGGUUUACAAGGUGAUUUGACUGAUGCAAAGAAACUUUUGGGAAGCCGUAACAAGCAGUUACAUCAAUUAUGGUAUCGAUCAGUUACACUGCGGCACAUUAUAGCUCUCUUGGACCAAAUUGAAGGAAUAGCUAAGAUUCCAACUCGGAUUGAGAAGCUUAUUGCUGAGAAAAAGUUCUAUGCUGCAGUGCAAUUGCAAGUUCAAUCUGCUCUGAUGCUUGAAAGAGAGGGCCUUCAAACAGUUGGGGCUCUGCAAGAUGUCAAAUCUGAAUUGUCAAAGCUCCGAGGAGUUCUCUUCUACAAGAUAUUGGAGGAUCUGCAUGCUCAUCUCUAUCAUAAGGGUGAAUACAGUCCAGCUCUGCUAGAUAUCAAUGAAAGGGAAGAUAAAACCCCAACUACGACAACCAUUGCAUAUUCUCGGAAAGCGAAGCAAGGUGAAAAUCAGUUCGGGUCAGUAAGAGCUGACAAUGGAUCUAUAAAACCAAGUUCUGCGGAUAGGGGCUUUUCAAUCAAUGUCCAUGGCAAAGGUGAUGUGCUGGAACAUCAUGAUGCUACAUCAGGUUCUAUUAGUGGUGAUUGCUCUCUAAAGGAUGCCAGAGUUGUUUAUCAUCAAGCUCCAAUAUGGCUUUCAGAUUCUACUCCUGAUGAAUUUAUUGAAGCAAUGGGAAAGUGUGAUGCUCCAUUGCACGUGAAGUAUUUGCAGACCAUGGUUGAAUGCCUUUGUAUGCUCGGCAAAGUUGCUGCUUGUGGUGCCAUACUAUGCGAAAGGUUUAGGCCAACAUUACAUGAGAUAAUCACUACCAAGAUCAAAUCUAUUGCCAAAAAUAGUAGUUCAAUGCAUGACAUUGGCCCAUGUCCUCAGAUUGCGAUUACAGGUCUACACCCUCUGAAAGGAAAAUUUGAAAGCUAUCCGUCACUGGAACAAACACAUCAAAAUGGGGUAUCAUUGGCUGGAGUGAUGCUAUCUGUUAGUCCUGUCUCACCUGUAAUGGCUCCUGCAGGAAAAGCACAUGCGGCUGCAAAGGAGCUGCUUGAUUCAAUUCUGGAUGCUACUGUUUGCAUAUUAGAAAACCACAUGAUAGUUGGCGAACUUCUCGAUUCAAAGUCCUUGCAACAAGUUGACUUGAAUACACCUAGGUCUAUGCCAACUGAUGUUAAUUGGAACCAAGAUUCAGAUGUAUCUCGCCAUACUGGAGGCUAUAGUAUUAACUUUUCCUUGAAUGUCUUACAGAGUGAAUGUCAACAAUUGAUUUGUGAAAUCCUACGAGCAACUCCUGAAGCUGCUUCUGCUGAUGCUGCUGUCCAAACAGCCAGACUCGCGAACAAGACACCUUCAAAGAAUAACAGAGAUGGAUCUGGAGAUGGUUUUACAUUUGCUUUUCGCUUCACAGAUGCUAUUGCAUCUGUUCCAAAACAUGGAGGUGACCUAAUCAGCCAAGGGUGGAAUAUGAGGGCCUCGAGUGUAGUUAAAGAAGGUUAUGGAACUGCAUCUGUUUUGCCUGAACAAGGACUAUAUUUAGCGGCAUCAUUAUACCGUCCUGUUCUAGAGUUUACAGAUAAAGUUACUUCAAUACUACCUCAGAAGUUUUCCCACCUUGGGAAGGAUGGGCUGUUAACAUUUGUGGAGAACUUUGUGAAAGAUCGUUUCUUACCAGCGCUGUUUGUAGAUUACAGGAAAGCUGUACAGCAGGCCAUAUCAAGCCCUGCAGCAUUUCGUCCUCGAACACAUGCAACAACUUAUAUAUCUUCAAUUGAGAAAGGACGACCUGUGCUACAAGGACUUUUGGCGAUUGCUUUUUUGGCUGAAGAGGUGCUUGGUUGGGCUCAAGCAUUGCCUAAAUUUGCUGCUGGUCUUGUGAGCUAUGUGCAAAGCUUUCUUGAGAGGGCAUAUGAAAGAUGCCGCACAUCAUAUAUGGAGGCAGUCCUUGAAAAACAAAGUUAUAUGCUCAUUGGGAGGUAUGACAUUGAAAAUCUGAUGCGACUUGAUCCCGCCAGCACAAAUUUACCAUUUUCAGUUCAAUAUUCAAGUUCAGAGAAUAAUGCUUCCGUUGCUAAAGAUGUUGAGAAGGAAAUAAGCAAUCUAUUACUGAAUUUGAGGCCGAUUAAACGGGAGAACCUGAUUCGAGAUGAUAAUAAACUCGUUCUUUUGGCAUCCUUGAGCGACUCAUUGGAAUUUGUUGCAGAUUUGAUAGAAAGACUGGCGAAGAAAUGUGGCUGCGCAUCUAAUCAAGCAGAAGAGAGCAGUGGAAAGCAAAAAGUUCACCAACAUCGUAGAACAGCCAGUUCUGUUCCCAAGGAUCUGAUCUCAUUUGCUGAGGAGUACAGAAAAUUGGCAGUUGAUUGCCUCAAAGUUCUGCGCAUAGAAAUGCAGUUGGAGACGAUUUUUCAUAUGCAGGAAAUGACAAAUAGGGAAUAUCUGGAUGACCAAGACUCAGAGGAGCCCGAUGAUUAUGUAAUCUCAUUAACUUCACUGAUAGCACGGCGAGAUGAAGAAAUGUUACCUUUCAUAGCUGGACCUAAACGGAACUAUAUUUUUGGUUCCAUAUGUGGUGUUGCGGCGAAUGCCUUCAUCAAGGCUUUGAAUGAUAUUAAAUCUAUCAACCUAUUUGGGGUUCAACAGAUAUGUUGCAACUCAAUUGCACUGGAACAGGCUCUUAUUGCCAUCCCCUCGAUUGACAGUGAAGCUGUAAGGCUCAGUUUAGACCGUGUCCGUACAUAUUAUGAUCUCCUAAACAUGCCAUUUGAGGCCCUACUUGCCUUUAUUAGUGAGCAUGAGCACCUGUUUACAAGUGCAGAGUAUUCUACGCUUCUAAAGGUGCGGGUCCCAGGAAGGGAAAUCCCAGCAGACGCAGACGAUCGUCUAGCAGAGAUCCAACAUGGAUGAUGGAUGCUAACCUUUUCAGUUUUGCAGCCCGGCCGGCUAUUGUUUAUAAAGAUUAAUUAGGAUUUGGCAAGUGGAAAAUCAUAGAUGCCCAGUACCAGUCAAGUGAUUAACCUAACCUCCGUGUGUGGUUGAGUUCUGAGCUUUCCAUUUAUUAUACUUUGGUCAUGGGGGAUUAGGUUCACAUAUUAUGCCUUCUAAUAAUUGAUCACUUUCAGUGCAUAUAAAAUAGUUGUAAACACGUGAGUUCAAAUGUUCUGAUUAACUACAAGUAGUCUUACCAGAUUGAUGGACAAGGUUCUUAUCUUUGAAUGUUGAUUAUUGAACAUUUGAUAGCUCCUUUUCCAGGAUGUAGUCAAUGUCCUUUUUUUUAAUAGAGUCAGCAUCUUUAAAAGUUUACAUCAUUUGACUUGAUUAUUUAAUGUAAAUUGUAUGAUGCUUUUUAAAAACAUUUCACGUUGUACCAUAUACAGUACUUUACGUUGGAGGAAGAUGAUAAAAU
Messenger RNA from Cuscuta epithymum, 3894 nucleotides. The record is from the annotation of a GenBank genome assembly. Lineage: Eukaryota; Viridiplantae; Streptophyta; Magnoliopsida; Solanales; Convolvulaceae.